Molecule: messenger RNA, 288 nt
Organism: Symbiodinium natans
Lineage: Eukaryota; Dinophyceae; Suessiales; Symbiodiniaceae
Source: the annotation of a GenBank genome assembly
AUGGUCCCAUAUGGAGUCAAGCGCAGUUCAGCCUACAGGGAAUCCAAGAUGGCUGCUCGCAAAGCUGCGGAGCGGGCUCGGCGAGCUCAGGAGGAGAAGGGCAUGAUCCUAGACCCGAAGAAGCAGCUGCGGAUGGAAAUUAAACGAAAUUCAGGCAUCGGAUGGUACCGAGCAGCUCAAAUCAUCAAGCAUCUGGAAAUGCAUGAGCGUGGCAAGGGGCCGCCAAUGGACCAGGCCAUGCGCGACAGGAUAACGGACAUUGCCAGAGUGGUGAGGAUGGGCAGAUGA